Molecule: messenger RNA, 612 nt
Organism: Cooperia oncophora
Lineage: Eukaryota; Metazoa; Nematoda; Chromadorea; Rhabditida; Trichostrongylidae
Source: the annotation of a GenBank genome assembly
AUGGAAGUGGCCGUAGCUAAUCAUGUCAAAGCUCUCGCGACUAUUCCUGCCAUAGGUACCAAAAUCGAAUCACGGACAAAUGGUACAAAAUCGACAGAAGUUUGGAUAGUGAGAGAUCCCCCUAAAGAGGAGGAUUUCAUUGAGGUGCGUGUUGCUGUGGUCGGUAAUGUGGAUGCUGGGAAGUCGACAUUGUUAGGCGUUUUGACUCAUAGCGCGCUCGAUGACGGAAGAGGUCUUGCACGCACGAAGCUUUUCAGGCAUAAGCACGAGUUUGAAUCCGGUCGUACGUCGUCGGUUGGUAACGACAUUCUUGGUUUCGAUGUUCAUGGUACGGUUGUUAAUAAACCCGAUCCUCACAAUAACAAUCUCGACUGGGUGCAAAUAAGCAGAGAUUGCUGUAAAUUGAUAACGUUUAUUGACCUGGCCGGACACGAAAAGUAUUUAAAAACUACGAUAUUUGGAAUGACAGGCCACAUGCCGGAUUAUACAAUGCUUAUGGUUGGUGCUAACAUGGGUAUUAUUGGUACAACCAAAGAACAUCUAUCUCUCGCACUUUCACUUUCAGUUCCAGUAUUUAUUGUGGUACGUUUCCUGACGUGUUUUACUUUCUAA